Pecten maximus is the source of this 2940-nucleotide messenger RNA. RefSeq lists its product as uncharacterized. Lineage: Eukaryota; Metazoa; Mollusca; Bivalvia; Pectinida; Pectinidae. The record is from RefSeq and is a predicted model, not a curated record. Bases 137 to 1231 code for a protein of 364 amino acids. The transcript has 2 exons.
GACUCUCUAGUAAUUCUAGACUACCUGGCAGGUGAAAUAUCUUAUUGCGUGGUCAGUGGACGUCGAAGGGGAAGUAUAUCUCGGAUAGGUAAUUCCAUGGAUCUUUUCUACAUUUGAUGUAGUUAUUGAUCCAGUUAUGGAGAAAACAAGUUCGAAAACAUGUGUAGGACUCGGAACCUGUGGUCCAGUAGCUGGGAAAGACCCUUUGUCCCUGCUAACCCUGGUGGACAUGGCCUUGGCAUUGGAAACACAGAAGCCCUCGGAGAAAGAUCACACGUACGCAGUCGCCAAAAAGAACACGAAGACUAAAAAGUUUCCAAAUACAGACAAUGAAAUGCUACUUCAGAAGGAGAAAGACCAUAAUUAUUCGUUUAGCAGUAAGUCUGUAGCAUUACGUCACAGUCAUUUACAGAAACCCAAACCCCCAAAGAUGGACCAGCAAACCAGAAGUUCUUCUGAGGAAAAUCUGUCCAAUUUUACCUUUCCAAUCAUCUCUGGAUCUUCCGGAGCUCCACGUCGGACAGCUGUAGACGACACCAGCCUUAAUACGUCACACAAGUGUUAUACUUUUGGGAAAAGUAGGACACCAUUCCACACCAAUAAUGACCAUACUUACCCUGUAAUUGACAGCAAACAACACUUUAGUAAAGUUCCUAUGUCAGAUGUUGUGGAAAUUCAAGGUGUGAAGGGAGAACCCAUGGCCAUGGAUGAUUCAUAUCUUGGAAGUCAUUCUUGGCCAAAGGAAAAUAUGUUUCCUCCAUUUCGGAGCCGAGACGGGAAUCUUUCGCAUACCCUGCCUCUGAAUUAUAAGUAUGAUCACACAUAUGCACAAGGGAAAAACAGUGACGAUGAAAAGAUGAGUGUCUGUGAUGAUUCAGAAUGUCCAAACCCAGUCAUAGAGAAACCAGUUGCAUUAAAAACGGAUCACAACUACAAUAAAGGUCCAUGUGAUAUAACCAAGAAUUUAUCAGGAUUGGUUAGUCACAUUCGGGCCCCUAAAUUAAUGCUGAAAAACAAUCGCAUUGAUCACAAUUAUAGUGGCUUUACAGGUACAUCUAACUCUGCACCGACCCAAUCCCAGGGAUCUGUGGAGAGUUUAGAUAUGGAUUUUUCACAAUCUGACACUGACUCUUGUGAGGAGACUGAGGAGGAGGAACGUCGGCUUGCAAUUACCUCAACUAUUUCAGCAUGGCUUCAGCUGAGGAAGGAUCAUCCUUACUCAUCUAUUUGAUCAAAUGUUGAUUCAUGAAUUUGGUGUUAUGGAGAAAAGAAUGGUGAAGUAGCUAGAGUGUUUGUGAUACAACUGAAAGCAGGUGUAAACAUGAAUCUGGGAGUCAUUGUCAGGUGGUGGAUGAAAAGUCAAGAACAUAUUUUAUAAAUACAAUAAUGUAAUUAUUGUUGAAAUUGAAAUGUGGGGAAUGUGAAGUGGAAAUGUGUAUGUAGCUGUAUGAAUUAUAUAUGAAUGUGGUAUAUAUUUGUAGACAAAGUAAUUUACCAGAAUCCCUUAGUUCCUGAGCUGAACACUUUUUUGAAGAAAAAGCUUUCAAAUUGCAGUUUUAUUUUUUUUUUAAUUUUGCAAUUAAUAUUGUUAUACUUCUGAUAAUAAUUAAAAGCCAUAAAUGUUCUUGCUGAAGAUGUUUUAUUUAAACUCUGAUGUAAUUCAUCUGCCAUGCAUGUUCAUUUUGUAUAGAGACAUAGUGAGACAUACUCAGUUUUAUCCCCAAAAUAAAAUACCAGGUACAUGGUGUACUGAUUCAGAGUGCACAAUUUCAUAAAUUCCCAAUCCACUUGUAAGCUUUGAAUACUAAACAGAUCUUUUUUAUUCAAUACACUGUAUUUAAUAUUUUCACUUACCAAGAAACACUAGUACUGCAGGCAGUAAGCAUCCGGUAAUGUAAUGAAAUUGUAUGGCAAUUUACUUGAAAAUUUAAAUUACUAACAGGAAGGCUAGACAUUGAGAAAAAUCUCAAAUUUCUCAAUUUUUAAGUAUAAUAAAAAGAAACAUAACAAUCACUGAUGACCUGGCAUGGCCUGAUCCAGUAGCGAGGGAAGACUAUUUCAUCUUGAAGAAUGAGUACAAUUACUUGUUUCAAAGUAAAUUUACAUGUUUUUUGCAUUUUAUUUUUUGAAUAAACACAAAUGUGAAAAUUAUUUGGCUGAUCUUCAAGAAGAUAAAUUUGCACAUGUAGGUCUAUUUGAAGAAAAACUUCCAACAUCAACAAGCUUUUUUUUUAAUUCCUGACCUUGACCUACUUUAACGAUCAUAGGUGUCAAAUAUGAUUAAAACAUUUAAACAUUUUCUUCUAGUAUAGGUAUCAAGGAGACCUAUACGGUUAUGAUAUUUGAUCAGUAACAUAAUGGUAUGAAAGGCUACCAUGUUUGUGAAAUUCAUUUACCUUUUUAUUGAAGGUCAGGAGAGUCAAAUACAUAAAUUUGAAAACUUCGAACCUGUUUUUCUGAACAUAUGGUAUAUAUACAAGAGGCUUAGGGUGAUGACAUUCAGCCAGUAACAUGCUGAGAUGAGGGCUAACAAGUUUGUGCAAAUGAGGGCCUUGGUCCAUUUUCAAGGGAAAUCUGUUCAUAAAACAAUUUUGAAUGUGAAGGGUUUUAAGAUUCCUUAAAUCUAAAACUUGAAUUUUGUCAUAAAUAGGGAACUAAGUUGUGUUUUAUACAAACUUGUACCACAAUGUAUGUGCAGGGACAUAAUAAAUAUGUCUUCUAUACAUCCCAGGUUUGUGAGAGGUAAAUGUUAGGGGAGACAACUUGGUUACUGUAUUGGACAUCACAGGUUGAACUGUCCAAGUUUGUGUAAGAGUUGUGUAUGUACUAUGUAUUGAAUAUUCCUUACAUUUUAAGAUUUUUUUUCACCUUCAAAUCUGAGCAGAAGAAAAUUAUUUACAAUGUAUUAACAUUUAUUUUCAAUAAAUAUCAGACAUAUUA